This is a messenger RNA of Austrofundulus limnaeus, 1454 nucleotides long. Its product is annotated as junctophilin-1. The coding region runs from base 273 to 1424 and encodes 383 amino acids. The record is from RefSeq and is a predicted model, not a curated record. The transcript is spliced from 3 exons. Gene Ontology annotation, cellular component: sarcoplasmic reticulum; plasma membrane; endoplasmic reticulum membrane. Lineage: Eukaryota; Metazoa; Chordata; Actinopteri; Cyprinodontiformes; Rivulidae.
UGCCUUUCUCCAGCAGGGUCUCCGUGCCUCCCUCCCUCCCUCUGUGGUCAGUGGGUGAGAGGGGGGAGACGAGUCGCAGCGAACAGAGAAGCCGCCGUCAUCAUCAUCCUCCUCCUGCUGCUGCUGUCGCUUCGGUCCUGUCAUCGCAGCCCACCCCACCCCCCCUCACCCGCCUCUGGAAGUACAGCCAGCCUCCGGUCCUGGAGCGUCGGGCAGACAGAGCCGCUUCCCAGCCUCUCUCUUUUUUUUCUUCUUCUUCCUUUGCAAUCUGAAUGACGGGCGGACGGUUUGACUUCGACGACGGCGGCACUUACUGCGGGGGGUGGGAGGAUGGCAAAGCCCACGGACACGGCAUCUGCACCGGACCCAAGGGCCAGGGCGAGUACGCCGGGUCCUGGUCGCACGGCUUCGAGAUAGUCGGCGUGUACACCUGGCCCAGCGGGAACACCUACAAGGGCUACUGGUCCCAGGGGAAGCGGCACGGGCUCGGGGUUGAGAAUAAAGGCAGGUGGGUGUACCGCGGGGAGUGGAGCCACGGCUUCAAGGGGCGCUACGGGGUCCGGCAGAGCCACAACACACCUGCCAGGUACGAAGGGACCUGGAGCAACGGGCUGCAGGAUGGAUACGGGGUUGAAACCUACUGCGAUGGCGGUACCUUUCAAGGUCAGUGGAUGGGUGGGAUGCGCCAUGGCUACGGUGUCCGUCAGAGUGUUCCCUACGGCAUGGCCACGGUCAUCCGUUCCCCCCUUCGAACGUCCAUGGCCUCCCUGCGCUCCGAGCAGAGCAACGGCACGGUGCUCCACGACCUCUCCUCCCCUGCCGACACGCCCACGGGCAGCCGCGGCGGCUUCGUCCUCAACUUCCACUCGGACAGCGAGGUCGUCACCGGCAAAAAGAAGGGCCUGUUCCGCCGGGGCUCGCUGUUCGGCAGCCUCCGGCAGCUGCGCAAGUCUGACUCUCGGACCUCGAUCUCCAGCAAACGCAGCUCGGCGAGAAGCGACGCCACCAUGAGCCGCAUCAGCUCCAGCGACGCCAACUCCACCAUAUCCCUCGGCGAUGGCGAGCUGCCGGAUGAGGACCUACCUCUGGAGGACCAUGUGGACGCAACCACCACUGAGACCUACAUGGGCGAGUGGAAGAACGACAAGCGGAAUGGAUUUGGUGUUUCAGAGAGAUCCAACGGGAUGAAAUACGAAGGGGAGUGGCUUAACAACAAACGCCAUGGUUACGGGUGCACGGUUUUCCCAGAAGGCACCAAAGAAGAAGGGAAGUACAAAAAUAAUGUGCUGGUGCGUGGAAUAAGAAAGCAGUUGAUCCCUCUUAAAAACCCCAAAACCAAAGAGAAGGUGGAUCGGGCUGUGGAGGGCGCACAGAGGGCUGCGGCCAUCGCCAGGAGUAAAGUGGAAAUAGCAGCUUCCAGGUAAAGUUGUGUUUGGGCACAUUUGUGUUCAUUC